Molecule: messenger RNA, 1435 nt
Organism: Fusarium redolens
Lineage: Eukaryota; Fungi; Ascomycota; Sordariomycetes; Hypocreales; Nectriaceae
Exons: 2
Coding region: 137-1168 (343 amino acids)
Molecular function (GO): oxidoreductase activity
Source: RefSeq, a predicted model, not a curated record
UGGUAGUGAGCACUCAAGUAUAAAGAUGUCGGCAUGUCUUGACCUUUGGAGAAAUAUCUCAUCAUCAUCACACUCAUCAACUUCACUCAACAACUACUACCACUCUCACAUACAUUAAAUCUUUUGAAUCUCAAAAAUGUCUCAACCAUACGCCAAAGACCAGCCUGAGGGCUUUAUCAACAAGAUCGAGCGAGUUGCCAUCAUUGGCGCUGGUGGAAGUGUUGGCAAGUACUUGGCCAAGUACCUCAUCGAGACAGGCAAGCAUACAGUCACUGCCGUCACUCGAAAAGGCAGCACUAGCAAGGUCCAUAAAGGCGCCCGCACUGCCACUGUCGACUACGAUGAUGAGAACUCCAUCGUUGAGGCCCUUCGAGGCCAACAAUUCCUCGCCAUCUCCCUCUCAGUGUCCGCACCCCCUGGUACUCAAGAGAAGAUCAUCAAAGCAGCCGCCACAGCAGGUGUUCCUUGGAUCAUGCCUAACUGUUACGGAAUCGACAUUACUAAUAAGUCACUCGCCGAGGAGAACCUGACUGGUGGAAGUGUGUUCCCAGGAAUCAAUGCCGUUGAAGAAAACGGCGUAUCUUCAUGGAUUGCCAUGUGCUGCUCCUUCUGGUACGAGUUCUCCCUUGCUCAAGGUCCUGAAUGGUAUGGCUUCGACUUGGCCGGCGACAAGAAAAAAGUUACUUUCUACGAUGACGGUAACACCCGGAUCAACACUUCAACCUGGGACCAGUGUGGUCGAGCUUUCGCCGCUCUUCUGAGCCUGAAGGUUAUUCCUGAUGAUGAGAACGACAUGUCACCUACCAUCUCCCAGUGGCGCAACAAGCCCCUCUACAUCUCCAGCUUUCUCAUCUCUCAGCGAGAGAUGCUCGACAGUUUUCAACGGAUUACUGGUACUACGGAUAAGGAUUGGGAGAUUGAGUAUGAGGGUACCAAGGAGCGCUGGCAGCGAGGCAUGGAUCUUCUUAAGAAGGGCGAUCGUUCUGGCUUUGGACUUGCCAUGUAUGCUCGAACGUUCUAUCCCAAUGGUGAUGGAAACUUUGAAGCUAAGCAUGGCCUUGCGAAUGAGGCUUUGGGUCUGCCAAAAGAAGAUGUGGAUGAGGCCAAUAAGAGGGCUUUGAAGAUGGUUGAGGAUAAUUACAACUACUUCGUGAACCGAAACCAUUAAAGGUAGAGUGCAACAACGAGAAGGAAUUGGCAUCGGAUGUAUAAGAAGCUUUUAUAGACUGGACUUUCUAGACGAACAAGUAAUACUGUCACUCACGCAUAACUGCACUCCCCAAUGUUUGAAUGAGUGAUAAAAAGGAAGAAAUGCUUACGAGCAAAAGAAUGGUCCCGCUCGGGCUCGAACCGAGGACCUUCUCGGUGUAAACGAGAUGCCAUAACCAACUAGGCCACGAGACCAAUAGAGAUGCUUAAUGAGGUCAGAUUUGAG